Brassica oleracea var. oleracea is the source of this 624-nucleotide messenger RNA. Its product is annotated as RING-H2 finger protein ATL70-like. The record is from RefSeq and is a predicted model, not a curated record. The coding region runs from base 55 to 552 and encodes 165 amino acids. Lineage: Eukaryota; Viridiplantae; Streptophyta; Magnoliopsida; Brassicales; Brassicaceae. The transcript has a single exon.
AUCAUCUUCCUCUUCUAAACCUCAUUAACCAAAAACCAUUAAACCGCAGCCACCAUGAAUGCCUUCCAACCGCCACCGCAGACGCCGGUUUUCUCCGGAGGAUUCAGUUACGGAGUCGGAGUCUCCAUCGGAGUGCUUCUCCUCAUCACAACCAUCACCCUCACCUCUUACUUCUGCACACGUAACCAGCACUCUUCAUCACCUUCCCAAAACAAUCAAGAUUUGACUCGUGUACAUCACCACCACCAUGUCAUCAUCGACGUUGUCCCAGGUCUGGACGAGGAUACCAUUCAGAGCUACCCAAAGAUCCUAUACUCGGAAGUGAAAGGAAACUCCACGUCGUCGUGUUGUCACAUAUGCUUAGGAGACUUCAAAGGGAAUCAUAUGCUGCGGCAACUACCCGAUUGUAACCACCUCUUCCACCUCAAAUGUGUCGACACGUGGCUUAGACAAAAUCCUACGUGUCCUGUCUGCCGGACUUCGCCGCUUCCUACUCCCCUCGCCGAGGUUGUCUCCUUAGCCUCUUCUGUCGCCACCAUCAGGAUGUCCUGACUAAUUGUUUGUAUAGCCUCAAGAAUCCUGAACCAAAAUCAAUAAUAGUGUUCAUGAUAUUUAUCUUCUUCA